AUGUCAUUACUUUCUAAAAUUAUUCCUUCAUUAGUAUCAUCUAAUUUUGUAGUAAGAAGAAUGACACAAACAUCAAUAAAUAGAUGUAAUCUUGUAGCUGUCCUCCAACUAACCAGUACCCAUGACAUGGAAGAUAAUUAUAAAAUAUGUAAAGAUAUGAUAAUAAGAGCAAAAAAAAGAGGUGCUGCAAUGGUAUUUUUACCUGAGUGUUUUGAUUAUGUUGGUCGUAAUAAGGAUGAAACAAUAAAUAUGGCUAUUGAUAUUAAUGGUGAAUAUAUUGGAAGAUUUAGAAAAUUAGCUAAAGAAAAUGAUAUAUGGUUAAGUUUAGGUGGUUUUCAUCAAGUUGAUCCAAAUAAAAAAGUUCUUCCUUUUAAUAAUCAUUGUAUAAUUGAUAAUGAAGGAAUCACAAGAGGUGAAUAUCAAAAGUUACAUCUUUUUGAUCUUGAAAUUCCUGGAAAAGUUAAAUUACUUGAGUCUGAGUUUAACUCAGCCGGUAAAACUAUUCCAUUACCAGUUGAAACACCUAUUGGAAAAGUUGCUAUGAAUAUUUGUUAUGAUGUAAGAUUUCCUGAAUUAGGAUUAAUUCAUAGAAAAAAUGGUGCUGAAAUAUUAACAUAUCCUUCAGCUUUUACAGUACCAACAGGUUUAGCACAUUGGGAAAGUCUUUUACGUGCUCGGGCAAUAGAAACACAAUCAUAUGUAAUAGCUGCUGCACAAACUGGAUCACAUAAUCCUAAACGUUCCUCAUACGGUCAUGCUAUGAUUGUCGAUCCAUGGGGUGCUGUUAUUGGGCAAGCUUCAGAUACUGUUGAUAUAUGUUUUGGUGAAAUAAAUUUAGAUUAUCUACAAAAAGUUCGUCAAAAUCAACCUGUAUUUGAUCAUCGUCGUAAAGAUAUCUAUAUGAGUAAAUAUACUUAUGCAUUUGUCAAUAUUAGGCCAAUUGUUAAAGGCCAUGUUUUAAUAUGUCCUAUUAGAUAUGUAAAAAGGCUUAGUGAUUUAACAGAUGAAGAGACUUGUGAUAUAUUUUUAGUAGCAAAAAAAAUUCAAACAGCAUUAGAAAAAUAUUUAAACAGUACUGCUUGUACAAUAUCUUGUCAAGAUGGUAUUGAUGCAGGACAAAGUGUGGAGCAUGUUCAUAUACAUAUUUUACCUAGAAAUAAAGAUGAUUUUGGAGAUACUCCAGAUGCUAUAUAUAAAGAAAUUCUUGAACAUGAUAAAGAUGGUAGAGUUGGAAGAAGUGAUGAGGAGAUGUCUCGUGAAGCAGAUGAAUUUAGAAAACUUUUUUAUACUUCUUAG
Strongyloides ratti is the source of this 1296-nucleotide messenger RNA. RefSeq names its product Nitrilase homolog 1. NCBI's taxonomy places the organism in Eukaryota, Metazoa, Nematoda, Chromadorea, Rhabditida, Strongyloididae. The record is from RefSeq and is a predicted model, not a curated record. Gene Ontology annotation, molecular function: bis(5'-adenosyl)-triphosphatase activity; hydrolase activity, acting on carbon-nitrogen (but not peptide) bonds, in linear amides. Bases 1 to 1296 code for a protein of 431 amino acids. Gene Ontology annotation, biological process: nucleobase-containing compound metabolic process. The transcript has 4 exons.